UCUUUUACAAUCCGGUUAAACAACUUUACCUAUUUGAUGUGUUUUGCACUUUUGCUGGGCACACAAGGGUUAGGGUUCCAAACCCGAAACGCACUUGCAAAUUUUCUCAUCUGCGCCUCCUUCACGCGUUGCUAUCGUCCACAGCUUUCUUUUAACUCCAAUGACGAAGAAGAGUUUUAAAGCGACACCAAGCCAGUUGCAAGAGAAUACUGUUACAGAAGAGGAGAAACCCUCUUCUACACCCAAAAAAGCAGGCAAUGAAAUUGAUGAAAUAUUUGCUGGAAAAAAGAGGAAGAAGUCUGAAAUGGAAAAGACUGGAAAACCUGGUGAAGUAACUAAGAAGACUUAUAAAACAAAGAAGAAAAAGAAGAAUGUGAAGAGGAAAACUGAUGGGGCAGAUGAUGGUGAGUUUGCUGACCCACCUUCUCGACCAAGAAAGAAAACAGAGGAUGGAUUUUCCGUCUACACUGAAGAGGAGUUAGGUAUUAAUAAUACAGAUGCUGGAAAUACUCCUCUCUGCCCAUUUGAUUGCUCUUGUUGCUUUUAAUGCUAACUGUAUACUGCUAUGUGCACUCAACUUGUACCAGUGAUUGGCAGUGUUUUGUUUGUCACUUACAGUCCUGGACUUGUAAGCUAGGGGCAUGGCUUUUUCUUUUAUAUUUAUAGUUGGGCCAAAAAUGGCUUAAGUUAUCAUGUGCUAAACUUUUUAGAUCUAGAUAUGAUUCAUUAGGUGAUUUCAGUGGAAUUUUUGCAGCAGUUAUUCCUCCCCUGUAACACAAUUGUUUAUGCAUAAAACUGGUGCCAGUAGGUUUGAGAAAUUUGUUAUAAAAGGGGGAGUGUACUGGCUGUAGAAAUUUGUCUGUUAUAUAUUUUUUAAAUCUUGGUAUUUUUCAUGUUUAACCAGACCCAACUGAUUUAAUUUA
Molecule: messenger RNA, 923 nt
Organism: Cajanus cajan (pigeon pea)
Lineage: Eukaryota; Viridiplantae; Streptophyta; Magnoliopsida; Fabales; Fabaceae
Product: stress response protein
Source: RefSeq, a predicted model, not a curated record